CCGGCAAUCUGAACAUCACGCAGCUUCAACCAAACACACCCUUGUCGCUUCUCUCCGGUACUGAAAAUGCGGGUGUCCGUACGCCGGCCGAUAAUCACCUCUCUCUUCUCCUCCCUAUCUCUCCGCCCUAUCUCCAGCUCCUCCGCCGCCGAUCACCUUCCAGAAAACCUAACAUCUCAAUCGCCGUCCUCCUCCGAUGAACUCACAAACCCUACCCCUCGAACCCGAACCCGAACUCCAAUGGAAAAACAGUUCGAAUCAUGGAUCAACAAUCUCAAACCCGGUUUCACACCAGCUGACGUAAACGAAGCCUUGAGAGCUCAAUCCGACCCGGACCUCGCCCUCGAUAUUUUCCGGUGGACCGGCCAACAGCGGAACUACAAGCACAACCACGUCACAUACUUAACAAUGAUUAACAUCGCAGUCUCAAGUAAGCGUUACCGCAUCGGAGAAACACUAGUCGAGGAAGUCCUCGCCGGCGCUUGCCCGCCGAGCCUCCCACUGUACAAUUCCAUGAUUAAAUUUUGCUGCGGCCGUAAAUUCUUAUUUAACCGUGCAUUUGACAUUUACAAGAAAAUGACAAAAUGUGAAGAUGCUAAGCCUUCAUUAGAGACUUAUAAUUUGUUACUGAAUGCCCUUCUCAGUAAAUUUAAUAAGUUACAUGUCUGUUACGUGUAUUUACAUUCUGUUCGAUCAUUAGCGAAGCAAAUGAAGUCCUUUGGUGUAAUUCCAGAUACAUUUGCUUUGAAUAUGAUAAUCAAGGCUUACUCUAAGUGUCUUGAGGUUGAUGAGGCUAUUCGUGUUUAUCGUGAAAUGGGAUUGUAUGGAUGUGAGCCGGAUGCAUUUACCUAUGGUUAUAUAGCCAAAGGGUUGUGUGAGAAGGGAAGAGUGAAUCAGGGACUUGAAUUUUUCAAGGAAAUGAGGGAUAAAGGAUUUGUUCCGAAAGGAAAUACUUAUAUGAUAUUGGUUUGUAGUCUUGCUUUGGAGCGUCGAUUUGAGGAUGCUAUUGAGGUGGUGUUUGAUAUGUUGGAUAAUUCGUUGUCGCCUGAUCAGCUUACUUAUAAAACUAUGUUGGAAGAAUUAUGUAGAGAAGGGAGAGGAAAUUAUGCAUUUGAAAGUCUUGAAGAAUUUAAGAAGAGGGAUAGCUUAAUGAAUGAGAAGACUUACAAGUCUUUGUUGAAUGGUUUAUAUUUUCUUAAUCAGGACUAAGUGUCUACUUUGAUAUGUUUAUGUUGUCAUUGUUGGUAGUUUGAUGCUUCUAAGCAUAUCUAUUGCUCGUCUGAUGAACGAAAAGUUAUUUACCAGCAAUUGGAAUUAGAGUGCAACUCGUGCAAGGAGAACGUCGAGACAGUAUAUGGCAGAUUUGGUGUAUGUUUCUUAACUUGUAUGGGAUUCAAUAGGUUAUGCCACCAGAUAACACGAAGCAAGGGCUAAGCAAUUGGCAAUGUCAGCAGAUGAAGAAAGUGAAAAAGAAGACUUGGAGGACCGUUCCUUUGUGCAUAUUCUGGAAUAUUUGGCUCGAGAGGAACAUGAGGUGUACAUUUCACUGUUGAAGAAUAGAUGCGUCCAUAGUUUAAAAUUUUGGUGUAAUAUUGGUUUUUAGAACGAUCUUCACAUAAUGCUGGAUUUUCUGAAUCCUUAGAGGACUCCUAUGUUUUUGUACCUUAUUCAUACCAGCUUGAUACUGAGCUUAAAUUUACAAUAAUGCCUUUACUUA
Messenger RNA from Nicotiana attenuata, 1717 nucleotides. RefSeq names its product pentatricopeptide repeat-containing protein At3g25210, mitochondrial. Bases 67 to 1209 code for a protein of 380 amino acids. NCBI's taxonomy places the organism in Eukaryota, Viridiplantae, Streptophyta, Magnoliopsida, Solanales, Solanaceae. The transcript has a single exon. The record is from RefSeq and is a predicted model, not a curated record. Gene Ontology annotation, molecular function: protein binding.